AUAUUGUAUUGUGUAUGUACUUGAUUAUUAUUGAUCAGUGAUCGAUCAGUGAGUAACUGUUCCUGUCACGUGACUGUAUUUCUCUGCUAACAACAUGGCCGCCGAGGAUCUGCCGUCUGAAUUUGACGUCGUCAUUCUGGGCACAGGUCUUGCUGAGUCGGUGGUAGCAGCAGCCUGUUCCAGAGUCGGACAGAGAGUUCUCCACGUCGACAGGAGGAGUUAUUACGCAGCGAACUGGGCGAGCUUCACCUUCAACGGCCUGCUCACCUGGAUACAACAGCACCAUGAGGAGUCUCAGCCUGAGGAGAUCCAGGAUUGGUCGAGCCUGUUAGAGGAAGGGGAGGAGCUGAUCUACCUGUCUAACUCUGACUCCGCCUCCAUCAGUAACCUGCAGGUGUUCUGUUUCACCAGUGAGGAAGACGAGGAGGAGGAAGCUCAGAGUCCUGAUCCUCCAAACACCACAGAAGAAGCAGCAGCAGCUGGUGAUGAAGACGCUGCUAAAGAAACAUCAGAGACACAAUCUGCAGAUCCAAAGGAGGAAGAAACAAAAGAGGAAGCAGAGGAGACACCUGAGGAGGAGGGACAGGCUGCUCACCCAGAGGGGGCGGGGCCAGAGGCAGACCAGUCACACCCCCCAGCUGCUCAGAGCCAAUCAGAGCCAACCAAGAAGAAGAUCAGCUACACUCAGCUGGUGAAGGAAGGACGCCGCUUCAACAUCGACCUCGUCUCCAAGCUGAUGUAUUCUCGAGGCUCAUUGGUCGAUCUGCUCAUCAAGUCAAACGUCAGCCGCUACGCAGAGUUCAAGAACGUCACCAGGAUACUCACCUAUCGCCACGGCAACGUGGAGCAGGUGCCCUGCAGUAGAGCUGACGUGUUUGCGAGUCGUCAGCUGUCCGUCGUAGAAAAGAGGAAGUUAAUGCGUUUCCUCACUUCCUGUGUGGAGGAGACGGAGGAGCAGCAAGCCUACAACGGUCAGCCAUAUUUGGAAUUCCUGCGUGACCAGCAGCUUGGUGACAACCUGCAGCACUUCCUGCUUCACUCCAUCGCCAUGGUGACAGAGGACGCGCCCACAGAGGUGGGACUCGCCUCCACGCGUCACUUCUUGCGCUGCUUGGGUCGCUACGGCAACACGCCCUUCCUGUUUCCUGUGUAUGGCCUCGGAGAGAUACCACAGUGUUUCUGUAGGAUGUGUGCUGUGUUCGGAGGAAUCUACUGUCUGAGACACUCAGUCCACUGUCUGCUGGUCCACAGGGACACCAACAGGUGUACGGCGGUGAUUGACAGCCGAGGACAGCGAAUCAGCUGCAGCCACUUUGUGGUGGAGGACGGCUACGUGGCGGCGGACAGGAAGAAGGUGGCCACGCCCCCCAGGCUCCUCAGCAGAGCAGUCCUGAUAACAGACCGCUCGGUUCUGCCCAGUGACUCAGACCAACAGGUUUCCGUGGUAACAGUUCCUCCAAUCACAGCGGGGUGUCCGGCGGUGAAGAUGGUGGAGCUCUGUCCGUCCACGAUGACCUGCAUGCCUGGAACCUAUCUGGUCCACCUCACCUGUCAGUCAGUCGGCUCCGCCUACGACGACCUGUCCCCGAUGGUUACCAGGAUGUUCCACACGCCAGAGUCACAUGACCAAGAGAUGCGUCCGUCUGUCCUCUGGUGUCUGUACUUCAACAUGGCUGACGGAUCUGGGGUGGAGGUCGAAGGUCACAACCUCCCGUCUAAUGUGUAUGUGUGCUCCGGACCGGAUGGAAGUCUGGGUCAUGAUCACACCAUCAAACAGGCAGAAUCGAUUUUCCAGAAGAUUCUUCCAGAGGAAGAUUUCUGUCCUCCUGCUCCGAACCCUGAGGACAUUAUCUACGAUGGGGAGAAUACCUCCUCCUCCACUGGGGAAGAGGCAGGGGAAGGGAAAGAGGAAGAGGAGGGAAAAGAGGAGGAGGGAAAAGAGGAGAAGGAGACGUUGGAGGACGAGCAGAGCCUUCAAACAGAGGAGUAACAUGUUCAAGUUCUUUAUCUAGAAACACACAAAACUUCCACAGAAGCCAAAACCUCCUACAGUGGAUUGUGGGUCAAAGUUGCCUUCGUUUGAAACCUCUAUUUUUUUUCUAUGAUUUGUUAUGUUUUCUGCUUCCUGUAUUAUUUAAAUACUGUAACAAACUCAUUAAAGCUUCAAAUGGAACAAA
Lates calcarifer (barramundi perch) is the source of this 2177-nucleotide messenger RNA. It is a transcript of the gene chm, whose product is annotated as CHM Rab escort protein. The record is from RefSeq and is a predicted model, not a curated record. Gene Ontology annotation, cellular component: Rab-protein geranylgeranyltransferase complex; cytosol; cytoplasm. Gene Ontology annotation, biological process: protein geranylgeranylation; vesicle-mediated transport; intracellular protein transport. NCBI's taxonomy places the organism in Eukaryota, Metazoa, Chordata, Actinopteri, Centropomidae. Gene Ontology annotation, molecular function: GDP-dissociation inhibitor activity.